CCUUGUGGGCCACGUUGUGAGCGCUUCUUUACUCCGUUGAACACGACCAAAUCUCUCCGGCCGCCGUUGUUUGCUCUCUCAGAUCAAAACGACUCUCUCCUCCUCCACAGAGAUUGAGAGAGAGUCAACCUCUGUUUCUCAAUUGCGUCAGAUGGGAAGGAGGCCAAAUGAGGCGGGCGGGCGGCCCUUAUUCUGGAUCCUCGUCGCGGCAGUGCUCAUCUCAUGCGCGCUGGCCUACCUCGGCCUGUCGACGGCACUCCGCCGGCAGGAAUCUCGCUUCCUGGGGCUGCCGAACGACGGCUUGGAGCUGGAGGGGACAGGAGCCGGCGGAGGUGACGAGGAUUGCUGCAGGGGACAGGAGCAUCUGGAGCUCUGGGGGCCCGCCGUCAAGUGGGGCGCCGAUCACAAGUUCAACUCGUCCAGAGAUUGCUGCCGCGCUUGCAAGGCCAUGUGCGGCAGUGUGGGGCCGUGCCUCUGUAACUCCUGGGUGUUCUGCGGGGAUAGGGAGCGGUGCGGCGAGAGAUUCGGAGAGUGCUGGCUGAAAAAACAGGAGGAUGUCCUGCUUCCUGCUCUGCAUGAUUUGGGGGAAAAAGUGAUAUGGACUUCUGGUCUUAUUUAUGGAAUAGGAGAGGGCAUUGUUGGUUUGGAAACAGAUUAUGGAACUCUUCAUAUUAAACUUUUCCCUGAUUGUGCACCUCAUUCUAUCACCUACAUUCUUGAGCUGUUGCGAUCACAUCGUUGUGCUGGUUGCCAAAUUUAUCGUGCUGAAAGUCGAGGCCCCUCUUGGGAUCCUAAAGGGGACCACCUAUCAUACGCUUCUUUUGGUCCUCCUUAUGCUUUGGUUCAAGGAACACUGGAAGCUGAAGGAGUCCAGUUUAAGAAGUUACCGUUGGAGGCAUGCUCUACAAUAAAAAGAGGAUCGGUUGCAUGGAUUGACUCUGGCCCUGAAUUUUUUAUCAGCUUAGCAAAUCAUGACGAGUGGAGAAGAGCAUACACAGUGUUUGGUGCCAUUUUGCCCGAAGACAUGGAGAUUGCAGAAAAAAUAGCUGGCCUUCAAACGAGGUCGGAUGUGUGGAACAACAUCGAUGUAUUGGUGCUGGAAAAACCCAUCUAUCUGAAGCUCAAGCGAAUAACAAAUUUAGGUGCAAAUGGGCCAUAGACAAAUUUUUUGCCUAGCCUGAUUGGGUUCCAUGAUAUCAUUGUGAUCUGGUCUUUUGUUCCUUGAAACAGUCAGCUUUUAUAGAGUCUGUAUAUAAAAGAAAAGAAAAAGGUUGUACUCAACAGACAAAAUCUUGUUCUACAACAACUAUAUGUAAAGGAAGAAAUGACAAAUGAAAAGAGUGACCCUCAGCAAUUUUAC
Musa acuminata subsp. malaccensis (wild Malaysian banana) is the source of this 1360-nucleotide messenger RNA. RefSeq lists its product as uncharacterized. Lineage: Eukaryota; Viridiplantae; Streptophyta; Magnoliopsida; Zingiberales; Musaceae. The record is from RefSeq and is a predicted model, not a curated record. Gene Ontology annotation, molecular function: peptidyl-prolyl cis-trans isomerase activity. Gene Ontology annotation, biological process: protein peptidyl-prolyl isomerization.